Messenger RNA from Argiope bruennichi, 822 nucleotides. RefSeq lists its product as uncharacterized. The record is from RefSeq and is a predicted model, not a curated record. Lineage: Eukaryota; Metazoa; Arthropoda; Arachnida; Araneae; Araneidae. The coding region runs from base 1 to 822 and encodes 273 amino acids. The transcript has a single exon.
AUGACUAGCGAGCAUCUGUUUGUUUCUCUAACGACUAAUCCUUCAACAAAUGACGAUUCAAGUCCUGUCGUUGCUAAAGUGUCGUUCAAGGCACCACCAUUUUGGAAACAGAAUCCCAAAUUAUAUUUUGCACAGAUUGAAAGCCAGUUCGCCAUUGCUAGAAUUACAAAAGACAAAACCAAGUACCAUCAUGUUGUAGCUGCCAUUGAAACAGAUGUGAUAGCACAAGUCAGUGACAUAAUUUUGAACCCACCUGAGAAACUAAUGUAUGAAGUUUUAAAGGAGCGCCUGAUUGAGCAAUUUGCAGAUUCAGAGACUCACCGGCUUAAAUUGCUUCUACAAGAGCUGCAACUUGGGGACGAUCGUCUGACUCAACUCCUGUGCAAGAUGCGAGACCUCUCUUCUAAGGUACCAGAAGACCUUCUGAAAAAUUUAUGGUUACAACGCUUGCCCACAGCUGUACAGCAAAUCCUAGCUGUCAGCACCGGUGAUUUAGAUGCUCUUGCAAAGGUGGUAGACAAGGUCUUGGAAGUUACUGACUCGCCAUCCAUCCACUUGGUCGAAGGCCCGAAUAGCGGAUGCAAGGACUGCCACACACUUCGAAGGCAAAUCGAAGAGCUCUCUAAAUCGGUCAAAGAUCUCCAGGAUACCAGAACAAAAUGGAGAAGACAAUCCCGAAGUCCAGCUCGUGGAAGAUUUUCGAGAAGCCAUUCUAGUUCACGAAGAUUCGACCCCAGUGCUGGAAUUUGUUGGUUUCAUCAUAAAUUUGGAAGCACGGCCAGAAAUUGCAAUAAACCUUGCAAUUACAAUCAGGAAAACUAG